Annulohypoxylon truncatum is the source of this 688-nucleotide messenger RNA. RefSeq lists its product as uncharacterized. Bases 175 to 429 code for a protein of 84 amino acids. The record is from RefSeq and is a predicted model, not a curated record. Lineage: Eukaryota; Fungi; Ascomycota; Sordariomycetes; Xylariales; Hypoxylaceae. The transcript has a single exon.
CGGGCGCGAUCGUGUAUGCUGUGAAACAGCCGAGUCAUGUCGCCGUGAACGAGGUCUUGAUCGAGCCUAGGGAUGAGCCGAUCUAGUGACCUACCUACCUACCUACCUACCUACCUAGGUACGGAUUAAAGAGGCAGGAGAGAGAGAAUGGAUGAGGGAUAAUGCGCGAAUUCAAUGACGAAUGAAGUUGGUAUGACAAGAGAAAAGCAAAAGUUAGUCAGACGAGAAAGAGAUCAUCUUGUAACACUUCCUGUUACCGUUUCCUUAACGUCCUAUUUUCCUUGGUUGAGAGACGAUGUGGCUUUGGUGGAACGGAUAGUGUCUGGGCAUUUUAGCGGCUUUGCAUGGAUCAUGAUCAUGACUGCACUAGUGUACGGUGGCUAUGUUAGAGGCUGGGGGGUGGUGGAAAAGGGGGAUGUGGAUGAAUAGUUGUAAUGGAAUAGAAUUCGGGAGAAGUUAGAGCGUUUGACAAAGAAUACCUACCUAAUGAUGAGUCGGUGGACUUUGUGUACUAUGCAACUCGAAGAUAGACGAAUGGUAUAUUGAAGCUCUAGAUACCUAUGCAUAUAACUGGUUUCUUAGUUGGUAGCGAUUACUUUAUGAACUUCCAGAUAGUAAAAGCCAGGCAGAGAUAUUUCUACAUCAACCAUAGGUAGUAAAUAUCCGAUUGCUGGACACAAGACAUAAC